UCAUCGACAGAUCUAUCAUCUCGACGCUCAAUGUUGCCGUACAGAAAGCCCUUCUGAACACUUUCGUCCGAAGCCUGGUUGUCUUCACACUCUGACAAUGAGAAAGUUUACGUGCCUUUAUCAUACAACAGCGCUGACACGAUCAAGUCAGGCCCCCCUCCGGGCCACCAGCGUGAAAUCUACGCAUCGAGGAACAGAUAACUUACUAAAUUUGCAAUGUAUCUUCGCCUCAUGUAGGUGUUUGCUGAACGUGUUUUCUCGUGGUCACAUCAUAUCGCUGUCCAGCCAUUCCUUCAACAUUCCCUCUGAGCACGUUUGGUAGCACACAUCAUGCUUCGUAUCGCGGUCGCUGGAGCCGGGGUCACCGGCUUGCUCGCAGCGAUUGGCUUCGCACGCUACGGUCAUCAAGUCAUCAUCUACGAGCGCAAGACUGAGACUGUAUUCGCAAAUGAAGGAGGUGCUGGGAUCCAAUUGCAGGCAAAUGCCAUGCGGAUUCUAAAAGCAUGGGAUCUGGACAUCCAGGAUGUUGCACACGACAGUGAUGGCGUCGCCGCAAGACGAUACGCUACCGGAGAGGCAAUCGCAGUCAUCAAGCCUGUGGCAGGUACACAGAUGUUCAUGCUGAGAUCAGACUUCCGUCGGUCGAUGCUCAAACACGCGCUGGCUGCCGGGGGCGGUGUUGAAAAAAUUGAAGCAGACCUGAUCAUUGGCGCAGAUGGGAUCAGGUCCAAAGUGCGGAGUGCGCUGUUCCCAACCGUGCAGCCAGAAGUACGUGCAGAGUGCACGUUUCAAUUCCACGUGCCGUUUUCGGAGCUCAAAAGCGACGCUGCGAAGGAGAUAAUAAGUUCCCCGAACGCCAAUCUGUUCUUCGGACCUGAUACAACAAUUGUCGCAAGUCCAAUAUUUUCCCGGAAUAUCUUCGACCUGCAGUUCAUCACGCAGCGGUAUGGCCGGGAGACGGAUCCCCAUCCUGAUACAUGGAAUGAGUACAUUCCGGAUAUGACUGAUAUCAGGAAUCGGUACCGGACUUAUGGACCUGUUACUCAAGAGCUGUUGAGUUUAGGUAAGGGGGUGUGGAAAUGGCGACACGCUGAGUGCUUCUCUCCUUGUUGGACCAGCGAAAAUGGUAAGGUCAUACUAGCUGGAGACGCUUGUCAUGCGAUGGUGCCUUUCGCCGGUCACGGCGCAGGAAUGUGCAUUGAGGAUGCCGCUGUGCUGGCCACGAUGUUUCGGGAUGUUUCUCAUCAAGACCAUUCAGGUAUACGGACACGUGCCAGACUCUAUCAAGACCUCAGACAGCCUCGGACCGAUAGAUGUCAUCGACGGACGUUGGCGUUGGCUGUGUCUUACGGGCUUCCAGACGGCGAAAACCAGAAAAAGAGGGAUAAUGCGUUACGACACGUCAUGGAGAAGUAAGUACAAUUGCCUCUACGGGGAGACCGAGACGCCCACCCGUUGUCGAAUGAGUUUGAGAACUGGCUCGAGCAGUACGAUGCGCUUGAAGAGGUAAGAAUUCCUCAUCUUGUGAAAAGGUCUGAUGAUGACUCUUCCCAGGCACGAAGCGCACUACGAACAGCUGGAUUAGCGGAGCCUGUUUCGAAGUUAUAGACGUUCAGCAGCCCUAUCAAGGAUACAAGUUCCCUCGCAGGUAUCCGCAGAGCCUGUUUCCAGAAAAGGUGGCACAGUCUGACCGCUGUAGCUGGUCAGGUUCAAGUGGAUACCAUUCUUAUUGCCAUCCC
Molecule: messenger RNA, 1739 nt
Organism: Exophiala viscosa
Lineage: Eukaryota; Fungi; Ascomycota; Eurotiomycetes; Chaetothyriales; Herpotrichiellaceae
Exons: 2
Coding region: 331-1416 (361 amino acids)
Molecular function (GO): FAD binding; monooxygenase activity
Source: RefSeq, a predicted model, not a curated record